AUGCUUAGCUCUCUUUCUUUCUCCCUCUCUUUCUUUCUCUCUUUCUUUCUCUCUUACACUCUCGUUGCUUCCCUACCAUCACACACCAAUUUUCUCUCUUUUUUCUUUCUUUCUUUCUUUCUUUCUUUCUUUCUUUCUUUCUUUCUUUCUUUCUUUCUUUCCACCCUUCUGACAUCUACUCUUUUUGAAUACUCUUUCUUUCCUUUCUCUCUUACCUCUCGCCCUAAUAUCCACACCAAUUUUCUCUUUUUCUUUCUUUCUUUCUUUCUUUCUUUCUUUCUAAGAAUUCUUUCUUUCUUUCUUUCUUUCUUUCUUUCUCACUUCUCGCUCUCCUUCACCAGCCCUCUUUCUUUCUUUCUUUCUUUCUUUCUUUUUUUUCUUUCGUCUUUCCCUUUCUAUCGCACUCCAAUUUUCUCUUUUUUCUUUUUUCUUUCUUUCUUUCUUUCUUUCUUUCUUUCUUUCUUUUCUUUCUUUCUUUCUCUUUCUCUCUUACGCUCUCCUUCCCUAAUACCAGCCCUUUUUUCUUUCUUUCUGUUCUUUCUUUCUUUCUUUCUUUCUUUCUUUCUUUCUUUCUCUCUUUCUCACUCGACGCUCUCCUUCUCUCGCACACCAUUUUUCUUUCUUUCUUUCUUUCUUUCUUUCUUUCUUUCUUUCUUUCUUUCUUUCUUUUAG
Messenger RNA from Acanthosepion pharaonis, 672 nucleotides. NCBI's taxonomy places the organism in Eukaryota, Metazoa, Mollusca, Cephalopoda, Sepiida, Sepiidae. The record is from the annotation of a GenBank genome assembly.